AUGCCAAACCAAGGAGGAAUGGAAGAGUUUGUCGAGCAUCCGUCUUUCAGGAUGCAAGACCAGGUACAACCGUUGCAGGUUGAUAGUCCUACCCCGCCAUUGGCCCAUGGGGUGCCAGACCAUGCUAUGGUGCAAGUUGGGAGCCCUGGCCUCGGCAUGGUGUCUGGGUUGCAGCAUCAGGUGGGGUUUGAUAGCCCGGUCCGGCAGAUUAUUCCUACGUCUCCAAGGAUGGUUUCCACCCCAAGUCCAGUGCGCGAGAUCACAAGGCGUGUGCAUCAAAUGGGGUGCCCAUCAGGAACUGUGGGGGUCCAAGCAUCACCAACCAUGGAGUGCAUGAUGCCAGCAGACCCUCUUGUUACUGCAAAUGCAUCAAGGGCAACCGUGAGCCAUCAGUUGUUAGCGUUGGGAGAGCUAGAGUUUGUUCAGAUUUUCAUGAUAUAUGUCUAUCUUGCAGGUAAGAAGAUAGAAGAUGUGGGUGUACUACAUGAGGACUAUAUUAGGUCCUUGAAUUCACUGCCCAUGGAUCGUUUUGAGUUGGAAAUAUGGAACAAAUUUGGUCAUGAGUUUCUAACAGAGUGUGACAGGAGACAGAAUCUUGAUUGGGACCCAAGCAAGACAAGAGUGUACCAUUGCCAUAUUGAGCAAAGAGGCGAUUCCAUAGUUACGGUUUUCAAGGGGCCAUAUAUAGAGAACGCAAGGACUAGUCUACAGAAAGUUGUUGGGGACGACAAUGUUCUUGUUGUGAACUUUUCAGAUAUAUCUGGGCACACCAAUGCUGGUGACAACUUCGAAACCGGCUGUCACUUUUACCAUCACGUUUUUGAAGAUGGCAUCAUCUUGGGUUUGCGUCGCUAUCGCUUUUUGAUUUACAAAGAUGGAGGGAGGGAAAGGAGAAUAAAAGCGGAAAAAAAGAAAGAGAGAAACAAGAAAUGCACUUCUUCUGUUAGAUGCUACUUUGUUCGCACCGAGUGUGACUGGGACAAGGGUGUGCCUUAUAUCCUCUCCAACAGAACAAUUGGUGAUGCCCGCAAGCUUUUUAUGCAUGUACACACUGUCCCCAGUGUGGCAAAAUAUGUGACCAGGUUUGGUUUGGUAUUGUCCAAAACUAUUACACUACUCGAUGGUGAAGACCUAUCAAAAAUUGACGUUGUAAUUGUUGAUGAUGUACCUUGCAAGGAUAAAAACGGAAGCAUUGCUCUCAAGCAUAGGGAGGCUUUGAUCCACACUGACGGGACUGGCCUAAUAUCAGAAGAUUUAGCUAAGAAAUGCCCUACAGAUGUAUUUAAGGGGAACCUUUUGAGAGUAAAUGGCGAUAGUGUGGAUUCAAAGGAGGAUCAAUUUGACAUCGAUGAUCAUCUUCCUGAAAGGACUAUCCAUAGACGACCAUCAAUGAUAAAAGUAAACUCAGAUCCUAGUUUAUCAGAUGGGCACUCCUUCAACUCACUGGAAAUUGUUUCAACGAGCAACCGACCCAAAAGGGCAUUGACUUCAAGGUUUUUAAUCACGCUGCUUCAAUAUGGAGGGGUUCCAGCGGAUUAUUUUAUGGAGCUUCUCGGGAAGGCACUAAAAGAUGUUGAGAAAGCUCGCCAUAAAACUAGAGAUUCCCUUGAAGUUGCAUUUAACCACGGUGACAUGGAUGAUUUAAUGUCUGCACGGAUGAUCCUUUCUGGAAUUCGACCAGAAGAUGAGGCAUACUUACAGCACCAGCUUACUACAAUGACCAAAGAGGAAAGAGAAGGAUUCAAACAAGGCAGGCUCCCUGUUGAUCAGUGUUAUUAUCUGAUGGGCACAACAGAUCCUACAGGGACACUAAAGCCCCAUGAAGUCUGUGUGAUAUUGGACCAUGGCCCCAUUUCUGGAGAGGUUCUUGUCUAUAGACAUCCUGGGCUGCAUUUUGGUGAUAUACAUGUCUUGACAGCCACAUAUAGUGAGGCUAUACAGGAUUUCGUGGGAGACUCCAAAUUUGCUAUUCUUUUUCCUGUUUCUGGACCACGAUCUCUAGCUAAUGAGAUGGCAGGUGGUGAUUUUGAUGGUGACAUGUACUGGGUCUCGAGAAACCCACAGUUACUGAAGUACUUCAAACCAUCGGAACCAUGGGAUCCAAGAAACCCUCCAAGGAAGGCUAAACAAGAGAAGCCUCAGGAUUAUGAUGAAUCCAAUCUAGAACGCAUUUUAUUCCGUGAAUUUUUUAGAAUUAGGUUUACACCAAGUUAUGUGCUGGGUGCAGCUGCAGAUUGUUGGCUGAUAUAUAUGGAUCGGCUACUGACAUGUGAAGUUCAAGAAGACAAAAAAGAAUGGGAGUCGAUAAAGGCUAAGAUGCUUGAAUUGGUUGACAUUUACUAUGAGGCUCUGGAUGCCCCGAAAAGUGGGAACAAGAUCACUAUGCCUCGUCAUUUGAGGGUUGAAGUAUAUCCACACUUUAUGGAAGGGAAAGGGUUUACACCUCCCUACAAUUCCACAUCAGUGCUGGGCAAAAUCUAUGAUUUAGCAAAGUCGCAUCAGCCUGAAGCAGUUCACCCAAUCAAUAUAACUCCGCUGACAUGCUUCACCGAGGAAGUAGUAGCCGAAGAACGCAACAUGUGGGGUCCCCGUUACAACGAGUAUCGGACAGCGAGCACAUUGCUAUUGGACCGUAAUCGCCCAAUCUCUAAAGAAGAGAAGAAGGCGAGGUUCCGGGAGCUGGACCAAAAAUACAAGCAGAUGCUGUACGACGCGGCGGAGCUGGAAGGGAGCCACAAGCACCUGUUCGCCGUCUACAGGGAGGCCUGCGCGAUCUACCAGCUGGUGUACGAGCACGCGGUGCGGUGCCGGUGCGACGACGAAGGAAGGCGUGUCGAAAGGUGCGGCUUCGCGUGGAGGGUCGCCGGUCGCGCGCUGUGCGAGUUCUACGUGAUCAAGCGCCGCGGCGACAGGGUGGUCGCCGACAUGCAGGUCCUCCGCGACGCCUUCAGGAAGGAUCGCGGUGCGUAG
Molecule: messenger RNA, 2970 nt
Organism: Aegilops tauschii subsp. strangulata
Lineage: Eukaryota; Viridiplantae; Streptophyta; Magnoliopsida; Poales; Poaceae
Product: probable RNA-dependent RNA polymerase 3
Biological process (GO): siRNA processing
Cellular component (GO): nuclear RNA-directed RNA polymerase complex
Molecular function (GO): RNA-directed RNA polymerase activity
Source: RefSeq, a predicted model, not a curated record